AUGGAAUCUCCUCCUCAGAAGGUUUUUGUUUUUAUUUUGUUGCAGAUGAUUUAUUGGACAAGCUGGACUUGUACAUUAGCUCCAUCCAUGAGGAGCGGCCCGGUCUGGUGAAGAAGAUUAGGCACUCUGAGCAGCUCGGCCUGACCCAGGCCAGACUGACGGGGUGGAAAGCUGCAGUGGGAGAUGUGGUGGCCAUCUUGGAUGCACACAUAGAGGUCCAUGUUCAGUGGGCAGAACCCCUGCUGGCUCGGAUUAAAGAGGACCGCACUGUGAUACUGACACCAGUUUUUGAUAAAGUCGACUUUGACGACCUGAUAGUGAUUCCUUAUAUGGCCUAUGCUGAUGGCUUUGACUGGGCCUUAUGGUGCAGGUAUGAGGCAUUCAGACCCGAGUGGUACGCCUUGAAGGAUGAAUCCCAACCUGGCAAGAGUCCGUCCGUCAUGGGAAUACUAGUUGCAGAUCGGAAGUUUUUUGGAGAGAUCGGAAGCCUUGAUGGCGGGAUGAAGACAUACGGAGGUGAAAACGUGGAGCUCGGCAUCCGGGUGUGGCUGUGUGGAGGCAGCAUAGAGGUCAUUCCCUGCUCCAAGGUCGCUCACAUUGAACGCUUUCAUAAGCCCUACGCCCCGGACCUGAGCGCCUUGGUGAGACGCAACGCCCUGAGGGUGGCAGAGGUCUGGAUGGACGACUACAAAUACAACGUGGAAGUGGCCUGGAACCUCCCCAUCGGGAAUCAUGGAAUUGAUAUCGGGGAUGUUUCUGAGAGGAAGAAGCUGAGGGAGAGGCUGAAGUGUAAACCCUUCCAGUGGUACCUGGAUAAUGUUUACCCCAUGCUGGAACUGCUGCAGGACCUGCUGGGCUACGGAGUUCUGAUUAAUGACCGCUGGCCCGCUGAGUGUGUGGAUCAGGGCCCGGCUCCUGGCUCCACACCCAUCCUCUAUAGUUGCCACUUCUUCUCCUCUCAGCACUGUUAUUACCUCACUGACGGAAAACUUUACAUCGGUGGGAUCCAAUCACACAAAUACAGCAGCAACAACUGUCUGGUGGAUCCUGGUUCAGGAGUUUCACCAGGACUGUACCAGUGCAACCUGGCCCAGCAGAAGAAACUCCACAUGUUUUGGGACUUCAAACAGGGAGGACAGAUCCAGAACAGAGACACUAAGAGAUGCCUGGAAGUAGUGCUGAGAGACAUGUAUCCCAGACUGGUUCUCCAGCAGUGCAGCGGUCAGAGAUGGACGAUUCAACAUGUGAUUACGGCACAGAAACGGCACAUUAAUUCAGAGAAACAGGUACUGUGACCUGUAAGGACAGUGCUCCACUAGACCAGGCAACAUCCUGGGAUUUUUUAUUAUAGUUCAAGUCAAACAGGAUCAGUUAUGAUUGGACAGUCAUGAAUUAUCAGAGAUGAAGGUGUCCCAUUUGUUUUGCCACAUGGCGAAAGCUCUGUCCUUAAGAUGAUCUGGCAGCGAGCUGUACCUGCAAACAGAGAUGACUUUAAAACUCAGGACAGAUGUAAAAAAUUAUCUUAAGUUGCUGUAUAUCUAGAGUCUUUAGGUUGACAGGAGUAGAAGUCCAGUCAACUUCUACUCAUGUAGAAGUUGACUGGACUUCUACUCAUGAGUAGAAGUUGACUUCUACAUGAGUAGAAGUCAACUUCUACUCAUAGAAGUUGACAUGACUUCUACAUGAGUAGGACUUCUACUCAUGUAGAAGUUGACUUCUACAUGAGUAGAAGUCAACUUCUAUGAGUAGAAGUUGACAUGACU
Molecule: messenger RNA, 1763 nt
Organism: Poecilia latipinna (sailfin molly)
Lineage: Eukaryota; Metazoa; Chordata; Actinopteri; Cyprinodontiformes; Poeciliidae
Product: probable polypeptide N-acetylgalactosaminyltransferase 8
Exons: 8
Biological process (GO): protein O-linked glycosylation
Cellular component (GO): Golgi apparatus
Molecular function (GO): polypeptide N-acetylgalactosaminyltransferase activity
Source: RefSeq, a predicted model, not a curated record